Lentinula edodes (shiitake mushroom) is the source of this 1010-nucleotide messenger RNA. RefSeq lists its product as uncharacterized. The coding region runs from base 73 to 630 and encodes 185 amino acids. Lineage: Eukaryota; Fungi; Basidiomycota; Agaricomycetes; Agaricales; Omphalotaceae. Gene Ontology annotation, molecular function: acyltransferase activity, transferring groups other than amino-acyl groups. The transcript is spliced from 3 exons. The record is from RefSeq and is a predicted model, not a curated record.
AGGAUCCCCAUUGAGCAUCGUAUAAGCGUUAUCAUUCGGUAUUUCUUGCUUAUCCAAUCGAUUGAACGCAAAAUGGACGCGCAAGCUACUCUCCCACUAAAAUUCGAGCGUAUAGCUGUCGAGCGAACGCUUCCGUUGCGACACGAGGUACUCUGGCCCGACAUGCCUAUCGACAAAGUCAAACUCCCGGAGGACCAGAAUGGAUGGCAUUUCGGAGCAUUCAUGGACAACCCUUUGGCAAAUGAUGAUCCUAUCGCCGUUAUUUCUCUUUUCUUGGACCCCAUCCCCAUCGAUCAUGUUGCUGCUCAUUCCGCUUGUGGCAGUAGUGCUUUUUGGGACAAUGGCUCAAUUACUGGGCCCUCCGAGAUAAUCACAGUGCGUUUUCGGAAAUUUGCAUGCAAGACAACUAUGCAAGGUCAAGGUGUCGGAACAGCGUUGUUUAAACAUGCAAUGCAUUUUGCCCAUUCAGAAUUAAAGGCGGAGGUUUUCUGGUGUGAUGCUAGAGUUUCUUCCGUAGCGUGGUAUUCGGGGCGAGGUCUAUCACAGUUUGGUCACAAGUUUUACAAGGGAGCUGUUGAGUAUGUGCGCAUGAGAGUCAGGCUUUCAGAGACCAGCCCUCGCUCAGGCUGAGUGAUAGCUAGUGUGCGCUGGGUUGAUGAGAUAGAAUAAACGGCGCAUGUCCAUUUGGACGGAAUUGUAUAAUGGGCGUAUCCGUAGUAAAGGUGAUGUCCGGAAGGUGAACGUCAUGAACAGCUCUCAUGAAGGCCCCUGUCGUGAUGAAGGCUUAGACCUUCGUUUUCUGGAUCUGGAUUGCCACGCAAAUACAAUCAGUUCAUUUUUCGCUACCUAAAUACAGCCUAAACCUAAACAACACAGUAUGCCCGGAAGUCCCACAUAUGCCAAAACAAUACAGAUCCUUUCUGACUUUUGCAACAUUGAGAUGCACGACAUAGUUUGAGAUCAAUGGUGACGUUGCCUGCAUGCUGAACGUCCCGAUAAGCCAAUGUCAU